This is a messenger RNA of Saprolegnia parasitica CBS 223.65, 547 nucleotides long. RefSeq lists its product as hypothetical. The transcript has a single exon. NCBI's taxonomy places the organism in Eukaryota, Oomycota, Saprolegniomycetes, Saprolegniales, Saprolegniaceae. The record is from RefSeq and is a predicted model, not a curated record. Bases 17 to 487 code for a protein of 156 amino acids.
CUCUCAAGAAAGAGAAAUGCCCUGCUAUCCAAGACGCACACACAUUCCUCGACGCGAUCGUGGCGACGAUGACAGUAGCCCAACCAAGGCCGACACGUACGACUCCAACCAGCUCGAGCACGACAUGACGUGGCAGCACAAGCGCCAAGGACUCGAGCCCGAGGUGGAGUGUCUCUUGAGCGACACGACUGCGUCCACGUACUUCCACGUGUCCUAUGCGACGCUUCGAGAAGAGCCACGGCCACGAUCGUGUUCACAGCGCACGAUUACCCGGAUUGCAUUCGCGCCACUGGAUUGGGCGUCGCCCCAGUGGACGCCAACGUCCAUCGUCUCGACGGUCGUCAAGUAUCGGCCGUUCGAGGUCCCGCUGGCAACACGCUACACGCUCUUUCCCCGACGAUUCCUGUCGCUCCAACCGAUGCUGACGCGCCACGACGUCUUGCAAGGAUGUGACCCAGCUAGCGCGUGGCUGGAAAUCUCGGGCUAACCUCUCCAAGGCUCGGUGGAAAUGGGAUGGCACAUAUAUAAUCACAUCAACAUGUUUGGA